AUGCGACAAUAUCCUACUGUGUCACUCUUUGUGCGGCCGCUGUGUUGGACGGACCAGCACACAGAGCUCCUGGGCACUCGGUUCAACGAACUGCCCAUCUGCGAUGCGCCUAUGCCAGUGAAUGAGCCCGGCUCGCAGCCUUCCAGGGGACACAUGCAGCCCUCUAAAACCAUUACGACCCUUAGUGAGACCCUCACUAAUAUCCUGUCGCACAAGCUGGCACAACCUGCGGCUAUGUGCAACGCCGUGCGCACAGUCAUGGCCACACUCUGGCCGGCCACCUUUUGUCGGUCAUUUCUCGGCCCAGAUCUUCCUAUCUACUUCGGAGAUAGGGUGUACAAUGAGGCCGCCAGAGCCCAGAUAAUGUGGGCGUACCCUGGCGUCAGCUUUAUAGAAUCGCAAACGUCCUCAAGCUCGUCGCUGUCGACGGAGGCAGCAUAUCCCGAUCUUGAUGAGUCACAAGCUUGGGGACGCUCUCAGCCGAGGGACGAAUUCGAGUCUGCGUCCGUGUCUGUGUCAGAAGCUCAGCAGUCAGCUUUUCGACGUAACCUGUCUGGCUACCCUAUGGUUUGCUACAUGGGGAAGGAUCAAUUGGCAUCGAUACGAAGGAACAUGUUUCGCGUUGUACCUGGCCCAAAGGGGAAUGAGCCCGUGUAUCGCCUGCAUCGACUGCGAUCCAAGAAUGUGGAGCCGCGAAACGCGGACGAAGACUCUCAUGUUAUAGCCAUCAUGCUUUCCAUGGCGCAAAAACACUUCUACCCCGUUUCACGCACGGUGAGCGUUUUCCGCAAAGGAAGGUUCCCAGCCAAGUAUGCCAUGCCAUUCCGAGACUUAACACUCCGCGUCAUGACACACGACACUGAGACAGCGGAAUUCAUCGUCUAUACUGGCCACAUCACGGCGCUGUUUUUGGAGCGCUUUCGGCAGCCACACAGGGUACCGACUGCUGCGAAGUCUGACGAGGACCUGGGUGUGCAGAUUGACUACGCCCGGGUCCCCAUCUGGCCGAUCCUGGGGCUUCGGGAGCGGCUCGGAAAGGCGCUCGGGGAGGAUCUGGUCGGCCCGUUUGACCCGGAUGCGAUGGAGACCUGGGAAGAGGACAUUGUGGAGGCGCCCAGCUCCAGCGGCGGCAAGCGCAAGCGGCCUGCUCUCGGUGAAGUUGUCAACGACAGCUUUAGAGAGUCAGACGAGGAACGGCCCAGCCAAAUACGCAAGAAAAAGCAAUGCAUACGGCGAGGACCUGCCCUCCAAGCCGCGGCGUAG
Messenger RNA from Cordyceps fumosorosea ARSEF 2679, 1263 nucleotides. RefSeq lists its product as hypothetical. Lineage: Eukaryota; Fungi; Ascomycota; Sordariomycetes; Hypocreales; Cordycipitaceae. The record is from RefSeq and is a predicted model, not a curated record. The transcript has a single exon. The coding region runs from base 1 to 1263 and encodes 420 amino acids.